AUGAUCCAGAGUAGCUUCAUCCAGAGAGCAAUCUUCCUUUUUCUUACUGGACCUGGCGUUGGAGGGAAUUUGUUUCUGUUUGUGAAACAUGUGCACAUGAUUAUCAUAGCUCCCAGGAAAAAGGUUGCAGAUGCUAUUCUUGUCCAUCUGGCUUUAAGUAACAUUAUGACACUUUGUGCCAGAGUAAUCUCAGGUAUGUUAUCAGCUUUUCUUCUCAAUAACUUCCUAGGCAAUAUUAUUUGCAAAACUGUGAUUUACCUGAACAGAGUGGCUCGAAGUCUCUCCAUCUGCACCACCUGCCUCCUCAGUGUAGUCCAGGCCAUCACCAUCAGUCCCAGCAACACCUUGUGGAGAAAGUUCAAACCACACACUGCAUGGCAGGUUCUUCCCCACCUCCUCCUCUUCUGGAUCUUUAGCUGUCUCAUAAGCUCUAACUUGCUCCACUACAUCACAUCAAUCAAUAGCAUGAAUGGGUCUAGUGUUAGAGCGUAUGUUGGAUACUGCUACAUGUUGCCAGCUCCACAAAUAAUCAAAUGGCUUGUCCUCUGUCUCAUGGCUCUCCGGGACCUCACCUUUCAGACUCUCAUGGGCUGUAGCAGUGGGUACAUGGCUCUUUAUUUGUACAAACAUCACAAGCGUGUCCUCUACCUCCAGAGCUCCAGGAUUGCCAAAUAUCCCAGCCCAGAGAUCAAAGCUACUCAAAAUACUCUCAUUCUCAUGACUUGUUUCCUGUUCUGUUAUUGGAUAGAUUUCAUUUUGUCCUUCUACACAGGAAUCAUAUUGUCAGAGGAAUCAACAACAUUACAUACUAAAAUACUUCUUGAAGUUGGUUAUGCCAGUCUCAGCCCCUUUAUCCUGAUCAGCAGGGAUGCCAAACUGGUGAAAUGCUGGUUUAUUCACUGA
This is a messenger RNA of Ochotona princeps (American pika), 903 nucleotides long. Its product is annotated as putative vomeronasal receptor-like protein 4. The coding region runs from base 1 to 903 and encodes 300 amino acids. NCBI's taxonomy places the organism in Eukaryota, Metazoa, Chordata, Mammalia, Lagomorpha, Ochotonidae. Gene Ontology annotation, molecular function: pheromone receptor activity. Gene Ontology annotation, biological process: G protein-coupled receptor signaling pathway. Gene Ontology annotation, cellular component: membrane. The transcript has a single exon. The record is from RefSeq and is a predicted model, not a curated record.